Molecule: messenger RNA, 2109 nt
Organism: Cryphonectria parasitica EP155
Lineage: Eukaryota; Fungi; Ascomycota; Sordariomycetes; Diaporthales; Cryphonectriaceae
Product: sphingomyelin phosphodiesterase
Exons: 1
Coding region: 61-2034 (657 amino acids)
Biological process (GO): sphingomyelin catabolic process
Molecular function (GO): sphingomyelin phosphodiesterase activity
Source: RefSeq, a predicted model, not a curated record
CCGAGAUGUUGUUGUUGUGAUUGUUGAUCUGAACCAGAAGACAGCAAGCUCACCAUCAUCAUGAGGCUCUCAUUCUUUCUCGGGACCGUCCUCUCGGUCGUACUCCCUACCCUCACGGCAGCGCUCACGGUCAACGACGCGCUGAGCAAGUCAGUCUCUGCCUAUGCACACAGCAAGCGCGACAUCGUGUCCGAAAUCCUAGACGACAUUGAAGAUUUGGCCGAGUGCUCAGCCUGCGAAGCCCUGCUGGUGGUGCUCCAGGCUCUCGCGCACCUGGGCAAUGACGCCUUCACAGACACCAUUGUGGCCAUCUGUGUAGCGCUGCAGAUCGAGGACGACGAUGUCUGCGCUGGGGCCAUCGGCCUGGAAGGCCCCAUCCUGGCCCACGACCUGCGCAACAUGGACAUUCCGAGCAAGACGGCGGAGCUGUUCUGCCUGACCAUCUUUGGCCUGUGCCAGUGGCCUGCCGUGGAUACCUCGUACAGCGUGUCCAUGUCUGCUAAGCCAGCCAACGCCUCGCGCCCUGAACCCAGCGGCGAAACGCCCAUCCAGAUUGUGCACAUCAGCGACAUCCACGUGGACCGGAACUACACGACGGGCUCCAGCUACAACUGCACCAAGAACAUCUGCUGCCGUGCCUACGAUGCGGACGAUGCUGUCGGCGUCACGGACUACCCUGCUGGUCCGUAUGGCAAUCCCGAGUGUGACAGCCCUGUGUCGCUCGAGGAGAGCAUGUACGCAGCCAUCGUGGAUCUGAUCCCCAACCGCACCUUUACCAUCUUUACUGGCGACGUGAUUGAGGGCGACGUCUGGGAGACGACCGACGAGGAGGUCACAGCCGGUCUCAACGAUGCCUAUGGGCGCAUGGUGAGCAUUGGGCAGACCUACGCUGUCGUUGGAAACCACGACAGCUGCCCUGUGGACUCGUUCCCGCCGGCUGCGGUCGAUACGACCUACGCGGCCGAGACCCAGAUCUUCUACGACACGCUCUCGUCUGAUAUCGAGUCGUGGAUCGGCAGCACCGCGUCUGCAGAGGUGUCAUCCAACUAUGGCAGCUACUCGGUUGUGGACAGCACCACAGGCCUCAGGAUUAUCAGUAUCAAUACGAAUUUCUGGUACAAGUCCAACUACUGGAUGUACGAGGAGACGAUGGAGUACGACCCCUCGGGCAUGCUUGCCUGGCUGGCUUCUGAGCUCGAGACCGCAGAGACGGCUGGCGAGCGCGUUUGGCUCCUCGGCCACAUGCCUCUGGGGUCCUCUGACACGUUCCACGACCAGUCCUACUACUUUGACACCAUUAUCCAGAGAUUCUCGGGCACCAUCUCUGCUGUCUUUUACGGUCACACCCACAAGGAUGAGUGGGAGAUUGCCUACACCAACUACUCAAACCCGACGGCCGACACCGCCACGAUGAUGUCGUAUAUUGCACCCGCUCUGACACCCACCUCGGGCAACCCGACAUUCCGUGUCUACGAUGUCGACCCCGUCACCUUUGGCAUUCUGGAUUCCACGACUUACUACGCCAACAUCUCCUCCCCCACGUACCAGACCGACGGGCCGACCUGGGAGAAGCUGUACAGCGUCAAGGAAACCUACGGCGCCCUCCUGGGUGUGACGGACCCCGCCGCCGAGCUGACGCCUGGGUUCUGGCACAACGUCACAGAGCUGUUCGAGACCGACGACACGACUUUCCAGCAAUACUACGCCCGCAAGACAAGGGACUACAGCACGGCUACCUGCACGGGCGACUGCAAGACCGAGGAGAUCUGCCAGCUGAGGGCGGCACAGGCGCAGUACAACUGCGUGGCCGUGUCGCCGGGAAUCAACCUCAAGCGCAAGAGGGACGAUACGAUCGAUGGCUCGGUGCAGAAUGGACACGAUGACCACGCGUGCGAGUCAUCUGCCGUGCCGCCGGUCUUGUCGUCUAUCUAUUCCGACGAAGGCCUCGCCGCCUUUAGGACUGCCCUGAUCGAUGUGGUUGGGGCCAGCUUCAUGAACACGACCGUGUCGAGCAAUUUUACCGUAACUGAUUAAAUUUUUGGGUUACGUUUCUUCUUCUUGGUAAAGUACAUAGUUGACAGUAUUAAUGUUGAGAUGACCUAAGUUUGG